Molecule: messenger RNA, 3330 nt
Organism: Branchiostoma floridae (Florida lancelet)
Lineage: Eukaryota; Metazoa; Chordata; Leptocardii; Amphioxiformes; Branchiostomatidae
Product: ribosomal RNA processing protein 1 homolog B-like
Exons: 8
Coding region: 22-1914 (630 amino acids)
Biological process (GO): rRNA processing
Cellular component (GO): preribosome, small subunit precursor; nucleus; preribosome, large subunit precursor
Source: RefSeq, a predicted model, not a curated record
CUUUCUCAGUUGGUUAGAAAUAUGGUGUCUCAGUGUCUUGAAUUCCUGAGGCGGAAUCAGUGGGAUGUGAGUUUGACUGAGAGAUUCAUGACCAUCAUGAAGGAGGGGCCCAUGUCCACAUGUGCUGAUGGUGUUCCCAAUGGGAUCAGGUACCACAUCUGUGACAUCUGGGUGGAAGAACUGGAAGCAGUUGGAGGAAAAGAGCUAAGUCCCCAGGAGCUCCUGCCAUUCCUGACACCAUACUUCAUGAUACUCAAGGAGUCAGACAACAUGACCCUUCUGGAGAGUAUUGGUACCAGUGUGCUGGAGGAGAUCAUCAACAGGGCUGACUUCACUGUUCCUGUAAAACUGCAAGGGGAGGAUGAGGAUGAGGAUGAGCAGGAGAAAAUAGAUGAAGAGGAGGAGGAGGAGGAAAAUGAAGAUGAGCUGGAGGAGGGAGUGGAUGAGAAUGAAGUAGAAGAGAAGGUCACAUUAAGGUUUGACCAUGCAGCCAUAGCAGAUCAGUUGUUUAUGCUGGCCAGCCAGAAGGACACUCGCAACAAGAACAGAAGGCUGAUGUAUAACUGGGUGAAAAAGUUUAAAGAUGCUGCCUCAGGCAUUUACCCAGAUCAAAACUUGCUACAGCUGUUGGAUAGUGAGUCUGAUGAGGAUGAAGGUGAACAUCAGAAGAGGAAAGCCCAAAAGAAGGACCAACCUGUGCCCAUGAUCUUAACAGAAGAUGGGCUUGUAGAAGAAAUGAAGAAAAGAAAAAAGAAGAGAAAGAAGCAAAGUCAAAGGGCCAAAAAGGUAGAAGAGGCUGGGGAGGGCAAAGAGUUGGAAAAUAACUGUACGAGUGCAGUUGAAGAAGUAGACAUGGAACAGUUGGGAAAUGAACAACAAGAGGCAGAAAAUAGUGCAGAACAAACUUUGGAUAAAGAACACAUUACAAAUGGUGACACUGCCUGUGAUGCUGAAGUGGGUGCAAAAAGUGUGAAGCGGAAGAAAAAAACAAAAGGAAAGAAGAAAAUAGCUUCACAAGGUGAGGCACUAGUUGAAAGUGCUGAUGCAGAGUUAGCACAUACAGAAAGAAAGACAGACAUUGCUAAGGGAGGUACCAAAAGCAAAGUGAAACCCAGGAAACGGUCUGCAUUUGAGGCACACCUUGAUAACUCAAAAGGAGAAGCUGUAGAGUCUGUAGCAAAAGCAGAUGAUAGUAGUGUUGAAGUGGUGGUUUUACCUGGCCCUGCGGACAAUAUUACUGAUGAAUCAUUGGAAGGCAAAGAGUUUGUUACGAGGAAGGACCUUGCUGAGGCCCAGUCAUCUGUACAGUCCCCUGCUCCUCAGCGUAAGCAGAGUCCCAAGGUGAAGAGGAGGAAGAAGCGAUAUUUUGAGGGGGUUACUGAGGAUAGUGACAUCAAAGAGGAAAGUGCCAAUGAGUCCAGCAACGUUACCGGUGGAAAAAAGCAGAAAAGAAAGUCAUCUUUGACACCCCAACUGGCUGACGGCCUAGAUGAGUCUUCAUCUUCCACGCCAACGUUACCAAAAAAGAAGAAAAACAAGCAGAAGGAAGUUUUUGCAUCAUUUGAGAAGUUUGCUGUCACUCCUCCAUCUUUCUUCAGAAAAGCUGCCAGCAAAGCUAUGCCCAGGUCUGAACCUAAACUGAAGAAGACUCCAAAGAAGUCAUCAUCAAAUGGACUUGCAGCACCCAGCUCUGAACCAAUAGACGGAAAAAAGCGUGUUGCAUUUGCACUCUCCAAGAACACCACACAAGAGUUUCGCAAGAAUGAGAAGAGCCUUGCGGUGAGCCCUGCACCGGUUGCCAUCCCCUAUGAUUCUUCUCGCCAGCCAGAGCAGGGUGUUUUGAAACCCAGCAGCACAACGCCCCCUGUCCGGAGAAAAGCAAAGCGCAGGUCCAUGGCAGCAGACUUCUUCUAGUAACUCACAUGAACCAAAGAACUCUGAAAUACUAGUGCCACUUGCAUUUAUUUUCCACACUGUACCUCCUUUUUGGUUAGAAUUUUAUACUGGUAGAGGAAUAUGUUUUAAUAGAGUAGGAAGUUUUAAUUCUACCAAAGGGGUACCAAUGCCCCAGAUUUAUCAGUAUGAUGUAGGCACAUUAUAGUGAACUAGUACUUCAUUCUUUUUGUUUUUUUUAAACAUCCAAGAUUAACUCCGGAUUAUUUACAAUCAAUGUAUAUGUAUAAUAAUUAUGGUUAUUCAUCCUGUCUGUAAAAGGGGUCAAAAAGACACCAGUUUGUCAGCUGAUGGUUAUGCUGUAAUUUAGGCAGUAUACAGAGGAAACCUGUACCUAGUAUGACUGACUUUAUGUAGAUGAUUGAGUAAUAGUCUAGUAGCAUUUCUCAACCCUUGUCCUGAUUUGUGACUGAAAAGUAUACUAUUAGUUUGAUUACAGCCUAUGUUACCAGAAAUUAUUUUGUUGGAGGUUGCCUUCAGUCUACACUUUUUGCUGAUUAUUCUGUAGUAAGUUCGAAUGGUCAUCACAAAUUUGACAAGCAAUACACGUACAUGAUGAUUUCUGCAAUGUCACUGCAUAUACUAGACUGUUGCUGGAGUUACUUUUUCUUUCACUUCAAAGCCAAACUGUACAUAUAUGGUACCAAGUUUAAAGGAAAAAUAAACAAAUAAUUUGUUUACCUUGUCAUGUGCACUAAAGGUGCACUCUCACUGCACUUUCGUGAAGCUUGCGUCACUGCGGGGUUAAUUCACUGCAGCACUAUUUUGUUAUUUUCUCAGAUUUUUUAGAAUUCAGAUAUUGCGUAAUACGUAAAAGCAUUACUUAGAAGACGACAAAAUGCACAUAAAGUAAGAAAAUUCGGUCUUUAUCUCGGAAAUUCGUUAAGCAUCUUUCGAACCCCGCAGUGAUACAAGCUUGACUCAAUUGCAGUGAGAUUAAAAAUAUUUACUGUAUGUAUGUAUAAGACAUUAGGGAUAUGUCAUGAUUAAUGUAGGUCUCGCCAAAAUCUAAUCACCAAAAUAGAUGGAGAAAAAAAAGACAAGAAUGUAGACAUCAACAAAUUUAUUAGCUUCAGUACAACGCAAUACAUGUGUGUUCCAGGAAGCAUUUGAACAUUUCAAACAAAAAUUCUGAAGGCUGUCCGCAUUACUAACAAUCGCGUUCCAUGAAUUUAAUACAUUCUUGGUUGACAUGUAUGACCAGUGAAACACUUAGUUCAACAGUACAUUGGUCAAAACAUUUGUAGCAGAGUCAAGUCAAAAGGACAUGCUGUGAGAAAUGGCCAUAUGUACAUUAUCUGCAUAUUUUUACAUCCAUUCUGAGUCUGACAAGGGGAGCAAAUCUUUCAACAUAAUAAACUUAGUCCUCUAGUCCCA